AUGGAGAUGUGGGACUGCACCCUGCCGUGGGAGAUGUGCCAGGGGCAGAAAGGGAAAUACCCAGGGCGAAGAAAGUAUCAGGGGCAGCAGCAGAUCGGCCAGGAGAUGGAGAUGAGAUUCCGCUGCAAACCAGGAAAACCUUGUACUUGUGCUGCCUACGCUGUCAGCACCUCGGAGCUGCUGCGGAGGCUGAGGUUUCUCAGAAUCACUGCCUAUGGUGUGGCAGAGACCGAUCCUCCGUCCAGAAUGGUCAGGCAUGGCUGCUGGGCAGUGACGGGGCCCGACAAAGUGCAGGGAUUCCUGGGGGGGUCCCUCUCGGUGACCUGCAGGUACGAGCCCGACUGGGAGAUGCAGCCGAAAUUCUGGUGUGUCCCGGGAACACUUUACACCUGUGGUAAAGAAAUCGUCAUCACUUCGAGGCAGCAGCCCGAGGUGCGGCGGGGCCGGUUCUCCAUCCGGGACAAUCGUGAAUCGCGGGAGAUCACGGUGAUGGUGCACAACCUGACCGGGAGGGACAGCGGCACCUACGUCUGUGGGGUGCGAACGGGAAAAGCCUCGUUUGAUCGGAGUCACCGUGUGGAGGUGAUCGUGUCCCCAGGUCUGUACUUGUGCGCCCCCGGGUCCAGCAUUGCUGUGUAG
Molecule: messenger RNA, 639 nt
Organism: Chaetura pelagica (chimney swift)
Lineage: Eukaryota; Metazoa; Chordata; Aves; Apodiformes; Apodidae
Product: CMRF35-like molecule 8
Exons: 3
Coding region: 1-639 (212 amino acids)
Cellular component (GO): plasma membrane
Molecular function (GO): transmembrane signaling receptor activity
Source: RefSeq, a predicted model, not a curated record